UUUCACUGAUAUUCUAUUUCUCAUACUGAACGCUCUAAUUUUUGUAUUUCUUCGUUUUAAUUGUUUGUUUCGGGUACAAAUGGCGGGCCGGGGCAAGACUCUAGGAUCUGGAGCGUCGAAGAAGGCAACAUCGAGGAGUAGCAAGGCCGGGCUUCAGUUUCCGGUGGGUCGUAUCGCUCGUUUCCUUAAGGCUGGAAAAUAUGCUGAGCGGGUCGGAGCUGGAGCUCCGGUUUACCUCGCCGCCGUUCUUGAAUAUCUUGCUGCUGAGGUCCUGGAACUAGCUGGAAAUGCAGCCAGAGACAACAAGAAGACUCGAAUCGUUCCACGCCACAUCCAGCUCGCCGUAAGGAACGACGAAGAGCUGAGCAAACUGCUGGGCGAUGUGACGAUUGCCAACGGCGGUGUUAUGCCCAACAUCCACAACCUCCUCCUCCCCAAGAAAACCGGAACCUCCAAGGCCGUCGGUGGCGACGAUGAUUAGAUCGGAUGAGUUUGGACUAACCCUAAGAGGCCAUUAACGGAUCAUCCCAUAGGGGAUUUUUGGCUUUUGGUUUGUUGUUCUGUUAGCUCAUUCUGUGGGGAUUUGUAGUUCGGUUUGUAUUUGGUUUGUUAGUUAAUUUAGAUUAAUGUGAAUAUGAAUCGAAUUA
Molecule: messenger RNA, 647 nt
Organism: Hibiscus syriacus
Lineage: Eukaryota; Viridiplantae; Streptophyta; Magnoliopsida; Malvales; Malvaceae
Product: histone H2A.6-like
Exons: 2
Coding region: 80-481 (133 amino acids)
Cellular component (GO): nucleosome
Molecular function (GO): structural constituent of chromatin; DNA binding; protein heterodimerization activity
Source: RefSeq, a predicted model, not a curated record